This is a messenger RNA of Silurus meridionalis, 1422 nucleotides long. RefSeq names its product polymerase (RNA) III (DNA directed) polypeptide D (gene polr3d). Gene Ontology annotation, molecular function: DNA binding. Lineage: Eukaryota; Metazoa; Chordata; Actinopteri; Siluriformes; Siluridae. The transcript has 9 exons. Gene Ontology annotation, biological process: transcription by RNA polymerase III. Gene Ontology annotation, cellular component: RNA polymerase III complex. The record is from RefSeq and is a predicted model, not a curated record. Bases 128 to 1297 code for a protein of 389 amino acids.
AUCAAACUCCGCCCACUACACAAGGAAACUCCCAUCAGAGCGCUGAUUUCAGUGAGAACUCUGUGAGAUACACACAGUGUUUAAGGACAUUUGGAUUCAGUCAGCAGGAGAAGAAAGCGAAGUGAAGAUGGCGACCCCAAGCUCCGGCGACUCCUCUUCCACCCCGAGGUCUAGUGCUGGAGGUCGGGGUGCGAUGCUGAACCUAAGGACUCCUGGCCGCCUUCCUACCAUGCGCCCCAGAGACCUGACGCUGGGUGGAGUGAAGAAGAAAACCUUCACGCCCAACAUCAUCGGCCGAAAGACUAAAGAAGAACUAAAAGUUGACGAGGGACCCAGGAGAGAGAGGAAAGAUGCCGAUCGUGGACGCCAGAGAGAUGGGCGUGGCAGGGGGCGGGGCCGGCCAGAGGUCAUCCAAUCCCACUCCAUCUUUGAGCAGGGACCGGCGGAGAUGAUGGCCAAGAGGAGAGGUGUGUAUGAGGACACGCGGGACACGUCCAGCAGCGCUCCCUGCCCCAUCAUCAACAUUAAGAAGGAGAAGCGAGAGACUGAAGAGGAGACCAAAGAGAUCCUGCGCAAGCUGGAAAGAGACAAUUUCGUGGACGACCCGCUGCUGAAGAACGAAGCGCGUUGCUGUCCCGUGCAGCUUCCUCUGGCUGUGUCCGGCUGGGUGUUUAAAGAGCAGGACGAAGACACCGAGGUCGAAGGAAGAGUCAAAGAGGAGAAGAAUGCAGAGGAUGAACAGAUGAACGUUGAAAGCUCAGGAAUUGCUGUUACAGUUAAACAAGAGCCUCCUGAUAUCCCCGUGAUGAAAAAGGCGGAGACGAUGUUUAAGCCGCCGCCCCUUCCUGAACCAGUCUUACUGCCAGACCUGUUGGAGGCAUGGAGUCACUGCAAGGAGGAGGAGCUUCUGUUCAUUCAGCUUCCUGAUUCGCUGCCAGGACAACCACCGACCAGUGAAGCCCGGCCCACGAAAACCACCGUGCAGUCUGAGGAUGGACAGAACGUGCUGCAGAAGACUGAAGGACAGGAGGAGGAGGAGGAGGAGAACAGUUGUCAUCUGAAGGAGCUGCAGGAGGGUUUAGUGGGACGCUUGUUGGUGAGGAAGUCGGGACGAGUGCAGCUGGUGUUGGGGAACAUCACACUGGACGUGGCUAUUGGGACGUCCUGCUCUUUUCUCCAGGAGUUGGUGUCGGUGAACACAGAGGGAAGAAGAGGUGACGUGACCGUGCUCGGCCACGUGAAACACAAACUCGUCUGUUCACCAGACUUCGAGGCUCUGCUUCAGAACCGAGCUUGAAUGCGUUCUGUACAGCUGUGUGUGUGUGUUCACUGACGGGGAAACUCGUGUGUGCUAUGUUUUUGAACAGACUGAAGAAUCUAUAUAUACUGUAUUUAAACUGUAAAUAAAGACGUGGGCUCCUG